GCCUUGUGAGCAGCUUCUCUUCCGGGUAGACAAUAGCUGGAACUUUCUCCCGUGUAGUCAGCCGCCAGCCCCCGGGGACCAUGGAGGCCGCGCGACCGGCAGGGACAUUCGUGGUGGUGGGAGGCGGCAUCGCUGGCGUCACGUGUGCGGAGCAGCUGGCUAUUAAUUUCCCUGCAGAAGACAUUCUCCUGGUCACAGCCUCUCCUGUUAUCAAAGCAGUUACAAACUUCAAACAGGUUUCUAAAGUACUGGAAGAAUUUGAUGUUGAAGAACAGCCAAGCACCAUGCUGGAAAAUCGCUUUCCCAACAUUAAGGUCAUAGAAUCUGGAGUAAAGCAGCUGAAGAGUGACAAGCACUGCAUCUUCACAGAAGAUGGCCGUGAGUAUGUGUAUAAGAAACUCUGCCUGUGUGCUGGAGCUAAGCCAAAGUUAAUCUGCGAGGGAAAUCCCUAUGUACUGGGGAUCCGUGAUACAGACAGUGCUCAGGAAUUUCAGAAACAGCUUACAAAAGCCAGGAGAAUAAUGAUUGUCGGGAAUGGUGGCAUUGCUCUGGAGCUGGCGUAUGAAGUCGAAGGCUGUGAAGUGAUUUGGGCCAUAAAGGAUAAAGCCAUUGGAAAUACAUUCUUUGAUGCAGGCGCAGCAGAGUUUUUGACUUCCAGGCUCCUGUCUGAAAAAUCGGAGGCUAAACUUGCACACAAAAGAACGAUCUACACAGUCGAAGAAGCAAAAAAAGAAACCAGUACCAAAUCUAAAGCCGAUUAUGUGGGCAGUGCCCUUGGACCAGACUGGCAUGGAGGCUUGGCUUUGAAAGGAACAGAGGAGUUUUCUCACAGUAUUCACAUCGAAACCAAAUGUGAAGUAAAGAAAAUCUACCUUCAAGAGGAGUUUAAGAUUAUGAAGAAAAAAUCCUUGGCUUUUCCAAAGGAUCACCAUAAGUCAGUUACAGUUGAUAAAGAAAUGUGGCCUGUGUAUGUGGAACUGACGAAUGGCAGCAUAUACGGCUGUGAUUUCCUUGUCAGCGCUACAGGAGUCACCCCAAAUGUGCAGCCGUUUCUCCAUGGAAACGAUUUUGACCUAGGAGAAGAUGGCGGCCUGAGAGUAGAUGAGCAGAUGUGCACGUCACUUCCUGAUAUCUAUGCUGCUGGAGACAUCUGUACUGCAUGCUGGCCGCCAAGCCCAGUCUGGCAGCAGAUGAGACUGUGGACGCAGGCACGGCAGAUGGGGUGCUAUGCAGCCAAGUGCAUGGCCGCAGCUACUAUGGGGCAUCCUAUUGACAUGGACUUCAGCUUUGAACUGUUUGCUCAUGUCACUAAAUUUUUUAACUAUAAGGUUGUGCUGCUAGGCAAAUACAACGCGCAAGGCCUGGGUGCGGACCACGAGUUAAUGCUGAGGUGCACCAGGGGACAGGAGUACGUCAAAGUCGUCAUGCACAACGGACGCAUGAUGGGAGCUGUCCUAAUUGGUGAAACUGACUUGGAGGAGACAUUUGAAAAUUUAAUUUUAAACCAAAUGGACCUUUCAUCAUACGGGGAGGAUCUGCUAAAUCCAGAUAUCGAUAUAGAGGAUUAUUUUGACUGAAAUUGGAAUCUCUUCAGGAAUACAAAGCACAAAAUACGGAGAAAACAUGGGAAACUGAACAACCACACUGAGUGACCGAGCACUCAGUAGAGAAUGCAGAAGCCAGAUUCCAGGUUGGAAAGAAAUAAAGAAAAUAAUCCUUAGGAUGGAUCUAUUUAAUGACUGAUUUGCAGAUGAACACUUCUAGUACACAGUUGACAAUAAACCUUGACUCAUACAAAG
Messenger RNA from Rattus rattus (black rat), 1799 nucleotides. It is a transcript of the gene Pyroxd1, whose product is annotated as pyridine nucleotide-disulphide oxidoreductase domain 1. The transcript has 12 exons. Lineage: Eukaryota; Metazoa; Chordata; Mammalia; Rodentia; Muridae. The coding region runs from base 81 to 1577 and encodes 498 amino acids. The record is from RefSeq and is a predicted model, not a curated record. Gene Ontology annotation, molecular function: flavin adenine dinucleotide binding; oxidoreductase activity.